Habropoda laboriosa is the source of this 2697-nucleotide messenger RNA. Its product is annotated as protein FAM107B. The transcript is spliced from 6 exons. Lineage: Eukaryota; Metazoa; Arthropoda; Insecta; Hymenoptera; Apidae. The record is from RefSeq and is a predicted model, not a curated record. Bases 214 to 1086 code for a protein of 290 amino acids.
CGUCUCUCUACCUUGCGGAAGUAUCGUGCGUUACGAAUACGAGGCUAGGUCCUGUCGUUGGAAACCGGGAUAUAUUUGGUAAACGAGAAAUAGCAAUAGUGACGUAUGGUCAAGGUUAUCGAGGAGAAUAAGUCUAGGAUGACGUUCGAGUCGAAUAGUUCCGAGGAAAUGUGAAUAAUCUAAUCGGGGAGGUGUAUCGAAGAAAAGGAGAGGAUGUGCGAAAUAGUAAAAGGCCAGCGUAGAACGUUUCGGGAUCAGGAUCCACCGCGAAUAUGCAAGAGAAGCAACGACAACUUGAAAAGCGACCUUGAAUUUUCCAAGUCGACACCAAAUUCGCCGACGAUCCUUCAGCGUGCGUCCAGCUUGGAGAAGUGCUUCAGCGAGCCGGAAUUCCUCGAGAAGGACCGGCAGAAUUGGAAAAAAGAGAAAGGAAAGUUGGCCACGCAGGAAAGUACCUCGUGUGAUUCUGUUCGAGGCUCGGACGACAGUGUCAAGGCACCUGAGACAAUUGAACAACCUGGUUUUUCAAAUCGAACCAAUUCCGAGAACUUGUUGAAAGAACUCUCCGACAAAGUGCCUUCGUCUGGGCGCCACAACCAUGAGGUGAUCACUAACGGUCUGAAGAGCGAAACGGACAGCUGCGACGGUUUAACAAACGGUAGAAAAAUGGCGCCAGUACUAGGUGUACCACCCCCGCCUCCACCUGCGCCACACAUGGGACCAGACGGAUUGAUCUUGCCGAGGAAACCGUGCAACCCUUACCUCACAUCCAGCAAUCACAAAGACCUCCGCAGGGAAUUGUUGUUCAAUCAGAAAGUUGGCAAGAACGUGCUGAAUCAGAAGAGCGAGCUCCAGCGAGCGCUCGAGAAGCAGAGGGAGGCUGCCUCCAGGAGAGCGGCUGAAAAGAAUCGAGAAGAGAACUACAAAGACGAUCCCAGAACCGCGCUCCAGAGGGCCAUCGAGCAAAGGGCGAAGAACAUCGAGAUGGCACUGGAACAGUCGCAACCAACGACCACGAUGGAACCACCGAGCAACCUUUUGAUCACGGCGAGAGCGAAGCUGAAACCGCGCACAGAUUCUCAAUGAAGUUCAGAUAAAGCAAGAGAAAGAAAGGAAAAAAGAGAAAGGUCGAUCGUGAAACGCGAUAAGGAUACUGUCAUGCAGAAGGAGCAACGAUUCAGCCGUUGCGUCGCGACGCAGACUUUCGUCACAUUUUGUAACCUGACCACGUGUACAUAGAAUGCGUAAUCUGAUAAGAGAGUAAUCGUUAUAUGCAAAGGAGGAUUAUAUGGAAUUCGUCGUGAUCGUCGUCGAAGGUACAAUGUUGUAACGCAAACAAGAAAAAGCAAAGGUCGUCGUGUCUGUCGACAGAUUUAUCGGUUCGAUAUAUAUGUAUACACGUAUAUAUAUAUUUAAUCAGCGGUGCGGCGCUUCGUAACUUGUGCGUCUUUCGUGUUAAAGUAGAUAAUUGCCUUACUCUUCCAAAGUUGUCAGAGAGCGCGUACGCGCACACCACACGAUACGUAUCGUCUUUAAAGCGACGUUAGUCUUGUUAGGUAGUCUAGCCGUGACGUGGUCUGCCACGAAACAAUUUGUAUUCGCGCGGGCGAGCGCGUGUGCUCGAACGUUGUCGUAAAAAACGCGACGACGAGUUAAGGCCUCGAAUAUCCCCUCGACCAACAUCUGUCGUGCCUACGCGAGUCACAUAAGUACAUACAACUAAUGAUGCAUUCGCAUCUUUGUUACUUCGCUUAGUUAUCUGUGUAAGAAUAAAGUGUCGAGGUUUGCAACAAAUAGGCCUUCACCGAACGCCUUCAUAUUUUGUUACGUGCUCGAGCUUUUUUUCCAGAGCGUUCUCGUAUAAGGACGAAUACACCGAUAGUGUAAUUAAGAGAGAGAGAGAGAGAGAGAUCAGUCAUGAAUAGCGUAGAAGAGAAUUCAAAUGAAUAAUGCAAAAAUAUGUAUACAAGUGUCCGAUGUUAGUUUAUUAUAUCGUGCCUGAUAUUUGUACGAAUACAAGACCUGAAUAUGAAGUACAUACAGAUAGUUUUUUCCACGAUAGACGGAAUAGUAGAAUCGGUACCCUGGGACCAUCGUACAUUCGUAAUAACUACUAGCAGUUAAAUAAAAAAGACAUCUGAUAGGUUGAUGUAGCAGCAUUUAUUACACUCCAGUGUUCAUAGUUUUCAGAAAAGGAAUGAAAUAUAAUAUUGUUCUACUGUACUGUUUCAAUCAACAACGUGUAUCCUAAGGAAUGUAAUCGUUUAUCCGAAUUUACCGACAUUUCAAUCGGUAACAUUCUCUAUUCGAGUACAUUCGCUUCUAUUACUUCGGAGGUAUGGUAAACGUAAUCACGGUAUUUCAAAAUAAUCGUCAAUUUUGAUGAAACAGUCAAGUAACUGGGUAGUAAGUUUAAUGUAUAGCGCGACCGUACACUGGUAAUUCUAUUACUAUCGUGCGUAAAGUGCGUUAAAUUCUGAUCGGUGCAAAUCAAUCGUAAUCUUUACGACUAAUCGUCGCAUUGGUACAAUUAAAGUAUCAAAUAUAUUUUAUUCAAUACCGAAAAUACUCUCUUCACUUUUGCUAAUCCGUAGAAAAGUAAGAAGAAACUUGUUGAAGAAAAAAAAAAAAAGUCUAAAGAAAAAGAAAAAAUAUGUAAGAAUGUUAAACGCGAUACUAUAAUACAACCUCGAUAAU